Messenger RNA from Protopolystoma xenopodis, 243 nucleotides. The record is from the annotation of a GenBank genome assembly. NCBI's taxonomy places the organism in Eukaryota, Metazoa, Platyhelminthes, Monogenea, Polystomatidea, Polystomatidae.
AUGGCCGCAAUUAUUGUGUCUGAUCGGCCGACUCGGCUUUGCCUCAACUGUACCGAGGCACUAUGGGGGGCAGUUUCACAUGAUACAAAUUCACAAUCCGGACUUAGCCCCUCAGGCGUGCGUGUUCGAGAAGCAUGCACUUUCGUCGUGACGGAGAUGUUCAAGACAGCAAGCUCGAGAAAGCGCAGAGUGGAACUGCUUCUACGCAUUCAGCAGAGAAGCGGCAAAAGUGGUGAUGCAUAA